Molecule: messenger RNA, 1491 nt
Organism: Sparassis crispa
Lineage: Eukaryota; Fungi; Basidiomycota; Agaricomycetes; Polyporales; Sparassidaceae
Exons: 7
Coding region: 1-1491 (496 amino acids)
Cellular component (GO): plasma membrane
Molecular function (GO): phosphoprotein phosphatase activity
Source: RefSeq, a predicted model, not a curated record
AUGGCCUCCUCAACGUCGAACACCAUUCAGACCUCGGACACGGACACAGACAUGGACGCCACCCAGGUCAGCGUUCAGCCAGUCGACACCGUCGCCGAGGACCGUGCCGAGCAGAGCCAGCGCGCAGAGGACGUCUUCGCGAGUUCACCAGCGAGCGGCGCGCAGAGCACGCAGGCUGCUGCCAGUGGUUCGGGACGACGGCUCCCCGUACGCGCUUCUACCCCGGACACUGUUUCGGCUGCAGACCAGGCAUGCAGCGGCAUAAGGCGGGGGCCUUCUUCUACUGGGCUGGCACCAGACACAUCUGAGAAGGAGGAGCGCGCAUCUUACACCGCGACGUUCACCAAGCCAAUGGGCAAGCGCCACCGAGGCGAGAAGUCGGCGUCCGAGGGCACUCACACGGUGACCAGCACCACUGUACGACCCUCGGACCGUCGUAAGAAGAAGCCGAAGAAAUCAAAACCAUCAUUCAUUACUCGUUUGCUGCAUUUCUGUAUUCCGUGCAUAGGUAGGUCGAACCACGAAGAUGUAGACGUUUCAGACGAGGAUGGCUCGUACACCAAGGAGAAACAGGCCAUAACGGAUGUACAGCCGUCGCGCGAGUCUUCCACGUCUACUACAGUGUCACCGCCCGAAAAUGUCGUCCCUCCUACUCCGGUGGAGACUUCGGACGUUGUUAUAGCGCCAAAGCAACUUCUUCCUCACUCAGAAACAGAUGGUCUCACGUCCGGUGCGGUGCAGCCUCCAGGAUCUACAGGACACGAUGUAACACACGAACUCCACCCACAUGUGAAAGACUCUGGUGACGAAUCGGACAGCUCGAUGUCGGAGGAUGAAGUAUCACAGGAUCUCAUACACGUGGAAGAGUUUGAUGAUGAGGAGCAGAGGCUCAUCCGUCAGGGAGGAGCCGGUAUCCCUAUUGGCCCUGAUGGGAAGAAGAUGCCUCUCUUGCCCCCCAUUGCUCUGGAACAUUUGGGGCGCAAGUGCCUUGUGGUUGAUCUUGACGAGACUCUUGUACAUAGUAGUCUGAAGGCGGUGCCAUCACCCGAUUAUGUUGUUCCAGUGGAGAUUGAGUCCUUUUGGCAUAACUUCUAUGUACUAAAGCGGCCUGGGGUCGACGGCUUCCUUCAGAAGAUGGGGGAGAUAUACGAGGUAGUAGUUUUUACGGCAAGUCUGAGCAAGUACGCGGAUCCAGUAUUGGAUAGACUAGACCCGCACCGAUCCGUCGCACAUCGGUUGUUUCGGGAAAGUUGCUACAACCAUCGAGGUAACUAUGUCAAGGAUCUAUCACAAUUGGGUCGACCCAUAGGCGAUACGAUCAUUCUCGACAACUCACCCGCGUCUUACAUCUUCCAUCCAUACAACGCUGUGCCUAUCUCGUCGUGGUUCAAUGACCCCCAUGAUACUGAGCUCACCGACCUCUGUCCCUUCCUUACCGAUCUCGGCGCACUUCCUGUAGACGUGCGAGGAAUCCUCGACCCGUCCAUAUAG